This is a messenger RNA of Clarias gariepinus (North African catfish), 4695 nucleotides long. It is a transcript of the gene arhgap20b, whose product is annotated as Rho GTPase activating protein 20b. The record is from RefSeq and is a predicted model, not a curated record. Gene Ontology annotation, molecular function: GTPase activator activity. NCBI's taxonomy places the organism in Eukaryota, Metazoa, Chordata, Actinopteri, Siluriformes, Clariidae. Bases 247 to 3612 code for a protein of 1121 amino acids. The transcript has 15 exons. Gene Ontology annotation, biological process: regulation of Rho protein signal transduction; signal transduction.
AAGGAAGAGAGAGAGAGAGGGACAGAGAGGGACAGAGAGGAAUGUUUUGUGCCUUGUGUCUGAAGUGGGACGGAGGAAAUCUUUUUCCUUACAAGAGUACUGACAUUUAAAGUUUAUUAAAUGGUGUAUUUUCUGACCAGGACAUUGUGUGACAUUAAGGACGUAAGUGCCAUGGCUGUAAACCCGUGGAGUUUAAAAUGAAGCUCUGGACUUUGGGGAACAGAAGACCUGCGGCACGGUGGGAAGAUGAUGAAGAUGACGGUCCACAGAAAACACAACAUUAUUAAAGCAUUCAACAAAACAAGGACCCUACGCAGGGAUGAGUACUGGAAAGAGGACCAGAAUGCACUGCUUCUCCUGGAAGACCACGCCCAUCUCACUAUCGGCUCGGAGACACGAGAGAGGCUCCUCCUCCUUUCCACAGACUCGCUUAUUGUCGCCAAAACCAAGUCUCUGUAUCUGAAGCUGAAGGCUCGGGUGAGUCUCUCAGACAUCUGGUUGGCCUCCUGCACUCACCGAGUCACAAGCAGGAAGUUCAGCACCAAAACCUCCUUCGUGAUUGGCUGGCCGACGACCAAUUACGUGGUGACGCUGAGCUCUUCAGAGACGAAGGACAAGUGGCUGAGCGCUUUACAGUGGCACAGCGUGAGAGCCAGACAGCGUUUAAUCCCGACUCAUCUCGCGGUGAACGUUCAGCUGUUCGACUCUGCGGUGACCUCAGCGGUGAGUGUGGACGUCCACUCUACAGCCGAGAGCGUGGUUCAGAGCGCCAUACAGCAGAACGCACUCGCGGGCGGAGUCUCAGACUAUCAGCUUUGUGUGCUGUAUGAUGGAGAGGAGGAAAUGUACCCACUUAUCGGUCAUGAGCUCCCUUACUGCAUCUUGCUCCACUCUUUGCGAGGUCAAAGGUCACAGCACAUGCUCAGUAGACACCAGUGGCACAGCACUGAUGAACUGCAUGUAACAGAUGAAGCGAGCGAGUCAACAGAACCUCGUUUUGUCCUGAGGAACCGUGCUGCGAUACCCCCAUACAUCCAGACAGGUUUUCUAAAGCACAAAAGGAAAAGGUCUCUGAUUGGAUGGGCCCUGAGGAAAGGACACGACCAAUCAGAAGGACAGACCGACCUUCAGCCCAGCUCUAACAAGCUGUUUGGCCAGUCGCUUAACUCAGUGUGUCCUGAUGGAAACCUACCUAAACCCAUACUGGAUCUACUGAGCAUGCUGUACCGUGAAGGUCCUGAAACACUCGGGGUAUUCCGGCGCUCUGCGAAUGCCAAGAGCUGCAGGAUCCUGAAGGAGAAGCUGAACUCCGGACAGCGGGUUUCAUUACGCGGAGAGUCUGUGUUCGUCGCGGCGUCUCUCCUCACUGAGUUCCUGCGCAAAUUGCCCGGCAGUGUCUUGGGUUGCGACCUGUAUGAUGAUUGGAUGAAUGUGAUGGAAGCAGAUGAUCAGCAGCGCAAAUGCGUCUCAGUGAAGAGUGUACUUGCAAAGUUGCCCCAGGUCAACCGUACCCUGUUGUGUUAUGUGUUUGGGGUUCUCCAUCACAUACACGCACACUCAGAUGUGAAUCAGAUGACGGCUUCCAAUCUGGCUCUGUGUAUCACACCCAACAUGCUGUGGAGAGCACCGACCUCGAACCCUGAGCAGGAGAGCCAGAGCACACUGGAGGUGGCUGCGCUCAUCUGCUUCCUGAUCGAGAACACUCCUUCCAUCUUUGGUGUUGAGGUGGAAAAGGCUUUCACGACACUCUUGGAGACGGCGCAGGAAAACGAUGACCUCCCAGCCGACACCCCCUUGCCCCUCCACUCAUCCUCAGAAGAAGCAGAUCUGGACUUUCUUUCUUCUCCUCUCUUCUCUCUGGACCUUCAGCCAUUUCUACCCCUGAGCACUCUUUCCUUGAGCGAAAACAGAAAGUUGUCCUCUUUUAAAGCUGCAGCCUCGUCCACCACAGACGGCGCCUACAGCUGCGGCACGCUCGAUUUGGCGUUGACGCAAUCAACCUCGCUCUGUGAAUUCAGCCAAACACGAGACAGGUGUCUUUCCGAGCCUUCAAUGUGUUUUGAGGCGACAACACCUCCUCAAGCCCCGCCCCAUCCUCCUGUCAUCCGGCAGUCCAGCUGCGACAAUGGCGUCAUGGAAAAUAAAAAAAUCAACCAAUCCCAUAGCCCAUUGUUUCAGCGGCGUGGUAGAGUAGCGGGAAAGGGACGCUACGCUUUCUGGAAGUCGCCGCAGUUUCCUGCACGAUUCCGUCAUCCUGCUCGGCGGCUGGCCAGCGUAUCCAGCCUGUCAUCGACGGCGACGUCGUCUCUCAGCUCACUGGACAGCUUUGAAUACGCCCAGAGUCCGAGCGAUGAUAAGCCCCGCCCAUUUUUAUUUGGAACUUCGGCCCGACUCUGCCCGCUGACUCCGGAGAUGCCAAGGAAGCUCUGGACGAUGGCAUUCACUUAUGACGAGCUAAAGAAUGGAGAGAGAGACAAAGAUAAUGAAGGUGGAAUUAAGAAUUUGGAUGUUAACUCUGAGGAUGAGUGUAAAGAGAAGGAUGGGGGGAAUAUUGAGGACGACAGAGAAAUAGACAAAGGAAUGCAAGUGGAGGAACAUGAGUCUCCAAACCAUGAUGAAGGAAUCUCCUCCCACAUGUUACUUAAUAAUGAAGACCUGGGGAUCGUACACACCCUCUCACACACACCACCUUGUCCUGUGCACGCAAAACAUGCUUGCACAGUGCACACACAUUCACUAACACUACCGGCCAAACGAGACAAAACCAGCAGAAUGAAAAUCACAUUGUUCCCCAGCAUGGGCAGGAGGAUGUUCAAACAGUCAGCGAAGGUUACCAUGGAGACCAGAGGGGACGCGGUUACUGUGGCGCAGGUAAACGUACCGCAAACGCUCUUUUACAACCAGAACGUCAACCUGGUGCUUCAGUCGGAAGGAAGUCAGCGUAAAAUUAGCGACGCCGCUGAUGUUUGUACCUGUAAUGAUGUUUGCCUUAGCAAAGAUGGCGCUAGCCAUGAGCUUAGCAUUAGUAACGGUUUCUCCCUGAGUGAUGGGGAAACUGGUAUCCAAAAUGGCGUUGAUGUUAUCCAAAAGGUUAGCGAGAGCACUUUCCCUAGCACAGCCCCUAACAUUAGCGUAAAUGUGGAUGAUCCUAUCCAGAGUGAUCCUGAUCAUGACGAUAGCACUGACUACACCGUUAGCUUUAGCAGUACAGACAGCAUCACACGGGUUAGCCAGACCGGUUCCGCUUGCAUGAGCCAUAUGGUUAGCAACAGCAUCGAGGACUGUAUUAGUGAUGUAAAAUCUGUUUCCCAUAGUGCCCUCCAGUGCCUCGACACUACAACGAGUACUAGCCCAUUUAGCGUUAACAAAAUUACCCAUAAAGUUAGCCUUUCUCCAAGUAUCGCAAAUCAGUCUGCAGAUCAGUCUACUAAAUCUUCAUUCCGACAAACUAUACGAAUACGGCUACCAGCUACAGUGCGCAACAGCGUCAGAUCGUACUUUAGCCACACCCACACAAUCACACACUCGGAGACACACACACACUCACAGACACAAACGACCACAAUGACAAAAUCCCAGAACCGGCCGCUGUUUACUAGCAAACUGAAGUAACUGAAAGCGGUAUGGUGAAAUUCACGAGGUAGUCGUGUCAGCAGCUGUUGCUAAGUGUAUAAUUAGUGUCAUUUUAUUCAUGUAAUGUACUUUUACAAGAUUUUUCAGCACUUCUGAGGUAAACAUGAACUUUCCGGAUGUUUCUGUGUCACUUUCUCUCUCACUGUGUCCAUGUAGAAUGUUUAAUCUUUAAGUUAGCUAGCUAAUUCAUGCUCUUUAUGUCCAGGUAUUUUUGUUGUUGUGGUUGUUGCCUAGCAACACUGUUGUACCAAAGGUGAACGUAUUGUGUUGUGAAUAAACUCAAGCACAAAUCACAACAAAUCUGGCCCUAUUAGCUAAGCUAAUGUCAUGCUCACUGAGUAAUUAGCUAGUAAUGUGCUAAUUAGCCUAGCUAACUAUCUUGCUAGUUUUCCUGAAGGAUUUUAUGCUCAUUUGCUUUAUUGUGUAAUAAAAUAUCACUUUUGGCUUUUGAUAAAACCGGCAAAAAUAUAUCUACGCUUACUGCAGUAAUCAAUAUGAGGAUGUGAAAUUAGCUUAACAUUAGCAUGCUAACAGAUGUGUAAAGCUACCAUAGUACGAGUGCGUGAGCUCUCCGUGACCAGUAGGUUAUUAGGUAAGAUUUAAACGCACAGCACUCUAACGUAUUUAUUAUCGAGUAUUUCAGACAUUUUAGCAUUUAUUAACAAUUAAACUGAUUUUUUUUGUACACUGCACACCUAGACAUACUGCUGAAUGUGUGUGUGUGUGUGUCUUCUGACAUUAAUUUAAAGGUAUUUGUCUGUGUAAUAUUUAAUAUUGUACAUUUUUACAUCAUUAAAGUUCAUUAAAAAGUUUUCUGUUAGUUAAAAACAACAUUCUGCAUCACUUGUCUCUGUGUGUCUGUCUGUCUUCCUGUCUGUCUGUAGGCAUCUAUGUGUUCGUCUCUCUCCUGUCUGUCUGUAAAUCACUGCCCAAAUAUAACACAUGUUGAGUUUUUUUGUGGAAAUGUAAGAUAUUUUGAAAAGAUUUUUAAAAAUGUGUUAUGGAUGGUAUGUGUGUGUGUGUGUGUGUGUGUGUGUGUGUGUCAUGUGGUAAUUCACAAAA